UCGUCGAUGCCUCCAGGCAGGGAAUCUAAUCAACGGUCCUAGUUGACUAGAAGUAUCCCGCUGUGUUCCCGCUCUGGACAGACUUCCUCGAUAAGCCGUAACGCGGAGAAUGGAGCUUCUGCGGCUCCCUGAGCUUGUUUUACAUCAGAUACUGACCUUGCUCGGGCCACUCGAUCUUCUGCAGCUCGCCUGUGUUUCGAGAGAAUGGUACCAUCGGAUUAGAAACGACGAUUCUCUCUGGAUACCCCAUCUUAGAACUUACAGCUUUGGAAUUUGGGACGAAAUAAUUGAGGAUGUCAAAUUCCUGGGCGAAAUUCGUAUAUCGGACUGGUUCGUUCACUAUGGUCGGCGCUUGACGGUGUUCAAGCGGGGAUGCAUCAAAUCCGUCCCUGUCGGGAAGGAAACAUGGAUCAAACAGCCCAACAAUGACUUGGCCUUCGAAACCGCCAUCUUGGGGAGGUCUUUCGAAUUACACGAAGACUCUCGGGCAGGGAUCGGUAUCCUUGCCAGGAAAUACCUGUACGAGCUGCAAUUGUUCCGACGCGAGGAUCCCUAUCUGAACUUCCUGGACCCUAUACCUGAAGAUGUUCGCAAGCAUUUGGAGGAACUCGGUCAAGCGAGGUCCCGUGACCUUCUCGCCCGUCGGCAUAAGAAUUUGCAAUCGAAUUACGUGUCUCUGCGGAAGUCUUCGCUCGGUGUAGAGCAUGAAAACCAUGAUCGGAUAUCAGAUCUGUUUCCCUCGGUCAACGGGAUAUGCUUAGAACCCGUCUUCGCGUGUCGGGCGACGAGCAUUAAAUCCCUGACGAAUUAUUCCGCUUGCGCCAAGUCUGCUUCCCGAGCGGAGAAAUAUCAGAGGUGGUCAGACUGUCAUUUCGACUCGUUCUUCAGACCGUCCGGGCACGGAGGUCUUCGGAGCUUCUGCGAGGAAAUGUCCAUACGUUGUCCUGAUGAGGUCAUCGAGUCGGCGAGCCAUGCUUCUCUCGAACCGACAGCUGAGCCCUCCGCGGAUGCCUUCGUUGCUCUCCAUCGAUCGAAAAUCAGGCAGCGGAUGAAUCGGAUCAUACACUCCGCGCUUGUUCCGCGGAACGGGCCGCCCAGCGAUAUCUGCAGAGUAGACCUGACCGACGCUCUGGAGCUUGGUGGAGAUAACCCGAAGCAAGAGAUGCUGUCCACUUCGUUGGUUUCUGAUGGAGCAGUUCUCUUGGUCAUGCAACUAAUCGGGAGGAGUCGCUUUUGA
This is a messenger RNA of Galendromus occidentalis (western predatory mite), 1237 nucleotides long. RefSeq lists its product as uncharacterized. The record is from RefSeq and is a predicted model, not a curated record. The transcript is spliced from 4 exons. The coding region runs from base 110 to 1237 and encodes 375 amino acids. Gene Ontology annotation, molecular function: protein binding. Lineage: Eukaryota; Metazoa; Arthropoda; Arachnida; Mesostigmata; Phytoseiidae.